Exophiala bonariae is the source of this 1671-nucleotide messenger RNA. RefSeq lists its product as uncharacterized. NCBI's taxonomy places the organism in Eukaryota, Fungi, Ascomycota, Eurotiomycetes, Chaetothyriales, Herpotrichiellaceae. Bases 1 to 1671 code for a protein of 556 amino acids. The transcript has a single exon. The record is from RefSeq and is a predicted model, not a curated record.
AUGUCCAUGUUUGAAAGCCAAAUGUCCUUUGCUAUGGCGAGCGGCUACAGCCAUCAUCGACCAACCCUGACCCGGUCUCGAUCACAUACUGAUCCAACACGGGCGGACGUCCCGCCCGAACAAGAAGAGGCCCACGCACCUCCCAGCGGAAAGCCCUCUUCGAGUCGACCACAGCAUGCUCGAUCCAAAUCGUACCUUGCACCUGGUGACACCAAGUCUCACUCUCGAACUGCGAUACUUGCCGGUCCGGCUACAGCAGCUCUCGAGAAAACUGCGGAGAAACUUCCCCGUCUACACCUCCCAGGCUCAAGUCACCGACACCACAACCACUCCUUAUCCCAUUCACAAUCCGGAGAGAAGCACAGCUCAAGCAAGAAUGGACAUUACCGACGGCACCGCACAACUCAAAGCGAGGCCCACCCUCGAAACUUUGACUAUAAACAGGACAAGGACAAACCAUCAGGGCUCAACCUCCCUCACCUGGUGGCAGGAUUGAAUGCCGAAAGAGAACGACGUACACAGCAAGCCACAUCACUCAACAAUAACAAUUACACCUCCAACAAUCUCUCGUCCUCCUCCCCUCUAUCCGCGCGAUAUGGCGACAUCCAACGCAACUUCGGACCCUCUGACAGCAACUACGCCGACUAUGCCAGCGGCGGACGCUACGACCUCCGGCGCCGUGCUACCAGCGACCCGGACCGAGCCCCUCUCGUUCGCAAAACCUCCUUUGAACUCCUUCUAGAACGGGGCGAGCAAACCCGCUUCGCUCGACGCUUGUAUGUUAAGAAAGAUGAAAUCCUUCGCCGUGACGAUGAGCUCGCCGCUGCCGAGGACGAGAUGCGCAGUCGAGUCAAUGAAAUCACCACCACAGGCGUCGAAAUGACCCGGCGCCUCGAUUACGGGUACUACAACCUACUGGAGAAAGUCAACAACCUCGUCGGCACCAUCACCUCAUUCCAAUCACUAGCCAAGCAGACAGGCCAGCUCGUUCACAACUUCGAGAAGGAAACCCACCGCCUAGACACCGACACCCGCCACCGCGCUGACGUAUUCAAACAGACGUUCCAAACACGCGACCAGAAAGCCCUCACGCUCAGCGAGCGCGGAAAAGCAGCAUCCCGCCGCGCUGAAGACCUCUCGCAACGACUGGAAAACGCGCGCACAAUCCUACAGAACUGGGAACAGCGGGAAGCAUCGACACGGCGGUCCUGGGACCGCGUGAAAUCUGUGUGUUGGUAUACCGUCCUCUCCGUGACGUUUCUCCUGGUGAGCCUCAUCCUCGCGAGAGAGGCAUGGCUCCACGGUGAUCCCGUGAAGACGGGUCUAGGCGUGCACAGCGAGGGAUCCUGGAAUAAAAGCCUCCGCCUGGGUUCCAGCGGCGGCCGUGACAGCGCGCUUGCAGGCGGACACGACCCCGCAGCCCUCAACGAGCAGAUGCUGCGCACCAACGAGAACAUACCGCAGGAUGUCAAGAAUCUACUGCUUGAGAUCGCGGAGCGGAACCGCGAGCACAAACAUCAUGUACUACCCGGCGUUCCGGAAGGGUCGUCUUCGCGAGAAGAAGACAGGGCAGAUGGGCGCUCUGGUCCUGCUGUGCGCUACGUCCAGCAACAGCAGCAGCAGCAGGAAGAUCGAGAAGAUCCGAGAUUAACGACCUUCGACGAAUUAUGA